AUGAAUUCUUCUCUCAAACUUGGAAGUGGUUCUACUUCUACCAGACAGAAUUAUGCAGGAAAACAUCCCUAUUUACAGAAUCACAUGCCUACCCAAGGUCCUGGGGGUGGUCUGCUUUCACAAAACCAGAGGACAGCAAUUCCUCAAGUAUCUUGGGUUAGUAGUGGUCAAGGUGUAACAGAUCUCCCAUUCCCAAAAAGGCUGGGAGUUGAGUUUAAUGGGAGAGAUAGCCCUCAAUCUGCUGAGAGACAAAUAAGCUUGCAGACAACUAGUGCAGGUCAAAGUCAAACACGUCAGUAUCCAGAUAAUGUUGUUCGACCUUCUAUUGCACCUGUGAGUUAUCCGAUGAAUCCUCAAGGUCCCCGUUUCAGUCAUGGCCAAUCUCAAAUGGUUCAGCUUCCUAACAAUCCUAGAGGACAAGCUCCUACAACUUCUGUUGAUGGUCUCUCUAAUAAUUUUGAGUAUUAUGCGAGACCAUAUCACAAGAGAAGUGCAGUGGCCCCACCUUCAGGCGCCCAUUGGGUUCAACGCCAGAAGAUGUCACAUCCAACAACUACUCAUCAUUCAAUGCCAAUCCGAUUCCCCACAAAACCAGCUGCUUCUGUAACAGCCAAUCUUGCUCAUCCUUCCAUACCAAUCUACCAAUCACAAUCAGAGACUCAACAACAUGUUCGUGCUCUUAUGAAUCCAUCUAUACCUUACACAUCAAAUUUUAGACCUCGUGUUCCUGUGACAGCUGCUCCUAGUCCUACAGUCUCUCAUAUUACAUGGAAAGAUCCUGAGACAAGUCCUCCUGAAUUGACAAAAUAUAAAUGCUUGCUAUGCAAGAGGGAUCUUUCAUUAACAUCAGAAGGUGCAGUAUACCAGCCUACAGCACCACCAGCAGUUGCUGUUCUUCCUUGUGGCCAUACUUUUCAUGAUCAAUGUUUGCAAAAAAUCACUCCUCAAGACCAAGCAAAAGAUCCGCCUUGCAUUCCUUGCGCCAUUGGUGAAAAUUAGGUCCCAUCUCUAUUCUCUAACCCUACUUUUUAUGGGUCCUUAUAUAAAUAUAUACAUAUUAAACGUAUAGAUAGAUGAUGAUAUUUGAGAUCAAUUGGAUGAUUUUUGUUCUAAUCACAUAACUCAAAACUCUGCUAAACUGGUAGAGAACUGAAAAGAUUUGAUUUAGAC
This is a messenger RNA of Lactuca saligna, 1170 nucleotides long. NCBI's taxonomy places the organism in Eukaryota, Viridiplantae, Streptophyta, Magnoliopsida, Asterales, Asteraceae. The record is from the annotation of a GenBank genome assembly.